AAGUGAGAAGUAACGACAACGACUUAACGAGCGUGUUGGUGUUUUAUCACAAGCUUUGCGUGGUGUAGUGCGGUGGGGUACGUCACAACUCAUAACUCAAUUAGGCAAACAAGCACCACUACGGAUGAUCCACGAUCGGAGCUGUAUCAUCUCCCCACGCUUCAACUCCAACCUGCCAAAUCAUAAAAAAGCCAAUAUCAGAAGCAGCUUCAAAUUCUGAAUAAGUUGCUCCAACUUCAUCUUCAGAUUCCAAGUCCUUCUCCGAGCUCCACACCGCACUGCAGUUUAUACCUCACUCAGGCUAGAAGUUGUGCCAUGGCGGAAAGAAACCUUUUAAGCUUGAGAAUCAUCAAUGGGGAACAAGCUACUUUGUCAUCGUUGGAUUCAGUGGAAUCUGGCAGUAGUUGCUUGGCUUGUAAAUUUUUUGCUCCAAGCGAAUUGCAGAAUAUUACAGUUCAUGCUGUUACGCAAUGCACCCCUUCUCCUUUAAUCUCCUGCACAGCAAGUAUGCCUCAAGGUGCUACUGUCUCACAAAUUACAGCCGCCAAUUCAGAACAGCUGUGUGAUCAAUCAUCAUCAUCAUCUAGAGUACUGCGAGAUUCAGCUCGGUUAAUGGAAGAUUUCCUGCAGCUUGCUAAAGAAAAUACAGACAAGGAUCUUGAAACAUGUGGAACUCUUGGCGCCUUUCUUAAAAAUGAAACAUUCUACGUGACGACGCUGAUCAUACCCAAGCAGGAAUCCACUUCCAGCUCUUGUCAGGCAAUAAAUGACGAGGAAGUCUUUGCAAUACAAAAUGAACAAUCACUUUUUCCAGCAGGAUGGAUCCAUACGCAUCCUUCUCAGAGUUGUUUCAUGUCAUCAGUGGAUUUACACACACAUUAUUCAUUUCAGGUUAUGGUACCUGAGGCUUUUGCCAUUGUCAUGGCCCCAACUGAUACUUCAAGAAGCUAUGGAAUAUUCCGGCUAUCUGAGCCUGGUGGGAUGAAUGUCCUGAAAGAGUGCCAAGAGGAAGGGUUCCACACUCACAAAGAAACAACAGAUGGGAGUCCUAUCUACGAGCACUGCUCCAAUGUCUACACAAACUCAAAUCUGAGAAAAUUUUACCAAGGCCUCAGCUGUCAUACUGGUCCACUUCUGCAUUAUUAUUGA
Molecule: messenger RNA, 1149 nt
Organism: Fragaria vesca subsp. vesca
Lineage: Eukaryota; Viridiplantae; Streptophyta; Magnoliopsida; Rosales; Rosaceae
Product: AMSH-like ubiquitin thioesterase 2-like
Exons: 10
Coding region: 316-1149 (277 amino acids)
Biological process (GO): protein K63-linked deubiquitination
Cellular component (GO): membrane; endosome
Molecular function (GO): metal-dependent deubiquitinase activity; protein binding; K63-linked deubiquitinase activity
Source: RefSeq, a predicted model, not a curated record